AAUCUUUCAUGCUGCUUUCAUUUAGCAGGCUUCAGCUACUGAGACAGAAAUUGGGCCCAUGAAACUGACACAAGAUCCUAUUCAGGUAUUGCUGAUCUUUGCAAAAGAAGACAAACAGAGUGAUGGAUUCUGGUGGGCUUGUGAUAGAGCUGGAUAUAGGUGUAACAUUGCUCGGACACCAGAAUCAGCACUUGAAUGCUUUCUUGAUAAACAUCAUGAAAUAAUAGUCAUAGAUCAUAGAAAUUCCAGAUACUUUAAUGCAGAAGCCAUCUGUAGGGCAAUUCGUGUUACAAAGCCUGCAGAACAUACUGUAAUUCUCAGUGUUAUUCCACAAAUUCCUGCUGGCCAAGAAGAACCCUCUGUGCUUCCCCUUCUGCAUGCAGGUUUUAAUAGGCGAUUUUUGGAGAACACCAGUAUUGUUGCUUGUUACAAUGAACUGAUUCAGAUAGAACACAGUGAAGUACGAUCACAGUUCAAACUACGGGCUUGUAAUUCGGUAUUCACAGCACUAGAACACUGUCAUGAAGCCAUAGAAAUAACUAGCGAAGACCAUAUAAUUCAGUAUGUUAACCCAGCCUUUGAACGGAUGAUGGGCUACCAGAAGGGAGAACUAAUAGGAAAGGAGCUGACUGAGCUUCCAAAAAGUGACAAAAACCGUGCAGACCUGCUUGACACAAUCAACACAUGCAUCAAAAGAGGAAAAGAGUGGCAAGGAGUUUAUUAUGCACGAAGAAAAUCAGGAGAUAGUAUUCAGCAGCAUGUAAAAAUAACACCCGUCACUGGCCAAGGAGGGAAAAUCCGACAUUUUGUGUCAAUCAAGAAACUGUGCUGUACCAAUGAUAGCAACAGACAGAUAUACAGGACCCAUCAUGAUGAAAAGUGUGCAGGAGACCAGUUUCAGUCAGAAUCUCACUCCUUCAGAUGCAAGAACAGGAGGAAAGAAUCCAGUGAUGUCAAAUCAAUAACUUCUCGAAGCAGUGAUGCCUCAAGUUUACAGAAUCGUCAAUAUUCAUCAAUGGCAAGAAUCCACUCUAUGACAAUAGAAGCCCCAAUCACAAAGGUCAUUAAUAUUAUCAAUUCGGCUCAAGAAAACAGCCCUGUAACUGUAGCAGAGGCCUUGGAUAGGGUUUUGGAAAUCUUACGGACAACAGAACUUUAUUCCCCUCAACUAGGUACCAAAGAUGAAGAUCCUCACACUAGUGAUCUUGUCGGAGGGCUGAUGACUGAUGGCUUGAGAAGGUUGUCAGGAAAUGAAUAUGUAUUUUCUAAAAAUACAAACCAGAGCCAUGGUCACCUUUCAGUGCCAGUUACCAUCAAUGACAUCCCACCCUGCAUUGCACGCUUGCUGGAGAACGAGGAGAGCUGGGACUUCAACAUUUUUGAAUUGGAAGCUAUUACAAAUAAAAGGCCACUGGUUUACCUGGGUUUGAAAAUUUUUGCCCGCUUUGGUGUCUGUGAGUUUUUAAACUGUUCAGAAGCUAUACUACGAGCCUGGUUCCAAGUGAUUGAAGCCAACUACCACUCCUCAAAUUCCUACCACAACUCCACUCAUGCAGCUGAUGUCUUACAUGCUACGGCAUUCUUUCUGGGGAAGGACAGAGUUAAGGGAAGCCUUGAUCAUUUAGACGAAGUGGCUGCUUUAAUAGCUGCAACAGUCCAUGAUGUGGAUCACCCAGGACGGACCAACUCUUUUCUGUGCAAUGCAGGCAGUGAGCUAGCUGUUCUGUAUAAUGACACUGCCGUAUUGGAAAGCCAUCACACUGCUCUGGCUUUCCAGCUCACAGCAAAAGAGAACAAGUGCAACAUUUUUAAGAAUCUCAACAGAAAUCAUUAUCGAACUCUUCGCCAGGCAAUUAUUGACAUGGUUUUGGCAACAGAAAUGACCAAGCACUUUGAACACGUAAACAAAUUUGUGAACAGCAUCACUAAACCCAUGGCCUCUGAGGAAACCAAUAUGACUAAUGAGGGCAGUGACUGUGAAUGUACAACCAAUCUCAAGAACUUUCCAGAUAACCAGACACUGAUCAAACGCAUGAUGAUCAAAUGUGCAGAUGUUGCAAAUCCAUGUCGCCCUCUAGAAUUGUGCAUUGAAUGGGCAGGGAGAAUUUCAGAAGAAUAUUUUGCACAGACUGAUGAAGAGAAAAGACAGGGACUACCAGUGGUUAUGCCCGUAUUUGAUCGAAACACCUGUAGUAUUCCCAAGUCUCAGAUAUCCUUUAUUGAUUAUUUCAUAAUGGACAUGUUUGAUGCUUGGGAUGCAUUUGCACAUAUACCUGUCCUGAUGCAACACUUGGCAAAUAACUACAAACACUGGAAAACAUUAGAUGAGUCAAAGUGUAGGAACCUCAAGCUUCCUUCAGAGAACAAUAAUGGAAGCUGAAGGAAGGAAAUGGAACAUCAUAGCCUACCACUCACACUGUGAACCAUUUACUGGUAUGGACCCAAAAGGGGCAGACUUUCCUUUACAAAGAAGUAACUAAGAGGUCAACAAAGAGAUGAUUGUUGUUUCUCAACUUUAGAUAAGUUCUACAUUCUACAAAACUUUGUUUUUAUACUGGUGAUAAUCUAGAGACCAAUAAAUGCUUUAUAAAGCUAUCCUCUUUUCUGACACAAUAGAUUCUUUUAAAGGUAAUUUUAUAAAAUUGUUAUAAUUUGUCAGAUGAUAGAAUUGGUACAAUUUUAUUUGCAAAUGAAAAUUGGUUAUACAUAUGAACACUGUAUGAGGCUGUCAUGCUAAAGAAAACUAUAUUCUUUGGUUGGAAUAACUACCAACAAUAUUUGAUAAAACUUGUCAUUUUGCUUACAGCAAAUAUCGUUUCCAUAAAGCAAGAGCCUUUAAAAGAGCAGAGCUAGAAACUUGGGGAAACCAACAAAUUCAGUUGUGCUUAAGUAAGAAGAAAUGACUGUAUUAAGAGCAAUCAUUUAUUUAAAUGUAGCUUCAGUUUUGUCAGAAAAUACUGUCAGCUGUUUUACGUCAGCCAUUAUAUGCCAUUAAAUAUUGUUCAGUUUCAGAGGGACCGUUGCAGAGAUCCAAACUGGUCCAUGAGAAUUUCCUCCAUAAGCUUCAGUGUCAUCGGAGGCAGCCAGUAUGUACAUACAGAGCAGACCAUUGCCAUUAACUGGGGGCACUGUUUUUUGUGCAUACAGAGAGUCUUGAGAUGUUUUAUUUGUUCAACCAACAUUUUUCUAAAAGUAAAUUGGAGAGCAAAUUCACACUUUCUUCUGCCUUCAAAUAGCUGAGUGAGCCAUAUUAUGAAGACAUCUGAAAUGAAGUACUGACAUCCAAUCCUAAAAUACCAGGCUUAAAUCCAGUAUGAUGUUCACCAAAGUGCCACAAUUGUGUACGCUCUGCAGUUCUUUCUGACAUUAAAAAGCUGUUCUGGAGUUUCCAAGGUCACCAGAGCAUGUUUUAAGGUUUUUAGAAAGUAGGGCAGCUACUGACACUUGCAUUCAUGGAGGCUGCUUCCAUAAUCACAGGAACUGUAUUCAGUAUUGGUCUUGGUUUGUCACAACAGCAGCACCCUGUUCCAUGUUCUUAUACAGUUUGGGUUGUCCACAUACAUGUUUAAAAUGGAAAUAGCUGCAGCAGGUCUGAGGAGCAAUCUUUAUUAGAUGCGUGUGAGCUGUAAGAAAAAGAAAUCCUGCUUUUAUAUUUAAAAAAUAUAUAAUACAGUGCGCCUGCAGUUUUGAGCUUCUGUGGAUGGCAAGCUCUGGCUUUUUCAAUGGGCACGGUCACACGCGGUGGUGCAAGUUGGAGCCCAUUGACAAGUACAGGACAUAAGGUCUUGCAUUUUUUUUCUAUCUGUGAGGGGGUCCGGAACAGAUCCCCAUGGACAGCAAGGGUACACUGUACAUACACACGUGAGCCAUAUUAAAAAAGGUCUCUGGAAUCCACAUCUGUGCAGAGGUCUCCUCUUCACUUUCUAGAUGGGAGAUAGAUGUUGAUGCACAGUGUUUCCCAAACAAGAGGAUAGGAACCCCCCUGUGCCUUGAUAACCUGGACUUUCACCAAUGUAAGUAGUCUUAAGACACUGACCGUAACUUUAAGAAACAAAACCAUGUAUAUCCUAAACCCGGAGUUCCGUAAAAAAAUAAAUAAAACCACACUGAUACUUUGUAUCAAUAUUUGUUCAAGAGCUAAAUAAAAGCAUAAUAAAUAAUGUAGCCCUAAUAAAAUUCAUUUUAAUUGUGAUAAAGAAAUUGAAUGUUGAACGUUCUCACUGGAAGGAUGGAAUUUUUGUUUCAGAUGCCAAAGCACAAAAGUCUUUAUAGUCAUUGUACUCAAACGCUGAGAUUGUCCUGUGAAAACUCCAUAGUAAAUGGAAGUUACAUAAUUGCCAUACACUGAAAUAGGGCUCUCACAGGAGUUAUUUCUCACAAAUAGUGCUACUUUUCCCUGGAAAGCACGAGACUAGCUUUGGACCAGUAGAUUUCUUAAAUAAAGUCACUAGUUUAGACAAUCAUCAAUUAUUAGUAGCUGUUCACAAAGACUUUCUAACCAUCUGACUGAUAUUUAGCACUGUACAUUAGAAAAGACUCUUCAAAGGAUGAAAUAUACAUAAUUUUACAUCAAGUAUUACACUGCCCAUUAAAAAGGACAAGACUUUUAAGUUUUGUAGUCCAGGUCGGUAAACCAGGUGAAGUAAACUUCUGAAAAAAUGACAAUGAUUGUAGCUUACAUAAUGUGCCAACAUUUUUUCAAUGUUUUGUAUCAAGUUAUGUAAAAUAAUGUAAAAUGCUCAUAAUUUCCAGUCACAGAAAUGUAUAUAAGCUAUAUUUUUGUUAAAUUCUAACACUGAACUUACAUUGCUAUGUAUUAUAAUGCUACAUUGUGCUGUCUCAAUAACUGUAUUCAUUGCAAUAUUCUUAAUUUCUGUUAUGUACUACUAUCAAGGCCUAUAUCUGAUUAAAUUUUAAUUUAAUUUUUAUUCA
Molecule: messenger RNA, 4932 nt
Organism: Sceloporus undulatus (fence lizard)
Lineage: Eukaryota; Metazoa; Chordata; Lepidosauria; Squamata; Phrynosomatidae
Gene: PDE8B
Product: phosphodiesterase 8B
Exons: 21
Coding region: 59-2380 (773 amino acids)
Biological process (GO): signal transduction
Molecular function (GO): 3',5'-cyclic-AMP phosphodiesterase activity
Source: RefSeq, a predicted model, not a curated record